AUGGCACCAUCACAACCCAUGCCACACAUGGCCGAGCCUGGCUCUCCUAGUCUCUUAGUUGCCCGGAACCACUCACUCCCAUCUCGCCAACAUGCUCAGCCACCAAUGCAUUCGCUUGCCUCGUCCUCUUCUGCUUCCUCCACACUGGAAAUGGCCUUGUCGGCGAGUCCGAAAGUCAGCUCUCUCCCGCCACAACCACCGCUGCAGGCUCCGAUCAAGCCAGCCACCGCCUCUUCGAUAUCUACAUCGGCCCUCCCGACAGAGAAGAGUAAGCCCAAAUCGGUCAAGCGCAGGUGGAAGCCUAAGAUGAAUGCUGAAGCAGGUCCAGCUAUAGCAAACGCGCCUCUGCCUGCGGCAGCCAACCUGCAAUCUAACCGAGGCUUCCAGGCUGCCGACGGAGCUCUGCCUCAGUACGCAUUGCCGAGCGAGCUCUUCGCCAGAGCACCUUGCUCGCAGGUAAUGCCGCCUCCCGCUCCAACUCAAUCCAUAGCUCCGAUGGGCAUUCGUCGAUCUGAAGAGCUUCAGACCCCUUCGCCUCCUCCUCCUCCUCCUUUCGCUUCGCAAACGUUGUCGGUCCAAGAGAGCCCAGAUCCUCUCAAUCUUCUCUCUCCUCACGCUCACUUGUCACUCUGGCAACAACAACAACACAGUGCGCCAUCCCCACCGCCUCAGCCUUACAAUCCCAACGGCUUCGCUCAGCAUCAUCACCAGCACUUGACACCGCAGCAACACGAUAUCGCGAUGGUACGCGCUCAAGCUGGCAACUCAUCCCCUUCGAGCAAGCCCAAGGAUGCAGCACCUGCAGACAAGCCAAAGAGGAAGCGUACCAACAAGGUGAAAGUGGAGCAACCCGCUUCCACACCUACCUUUAGACUAAGCAUCGACGACUCUUCGCUUCCAAACUCUUUUCAUGCUGGCCUGCCUCAAGAAUCGAGACCACCCAAACCGAACAAGCCUAAGAAGCCCAAGCUAGGGAACAACGAUCAGCCAAUGCCACCUCAGGUGACUGUAGACAUUUCUCUACCUCUGCCCAACGCUGACAGUCCUUUCUAUAACGGCCACUCGUACACAUCCUCUGCGCAUGACUCGCACCUCGAGCAGAAAGAGACAAAGAGAAAGAAGAAGAGCAAGCGAAAGAGCAAGUCGUUCUCGGAUUUGGUCAACGAGAUCGUCGAAGAUAGUGACUCUGGCAUGGAUGCCGAAGGAAGCGAUUGGGAUGAUCUCAACAUUCUCGAGCAUUGGGAUGCAGUUCCACCCAAUGAUGCCGAAUCUCUCUCCGAAGGUCCAAAGAGCUCAGCAAAGAUGAGCAACGGUCCCGUCAAGAGCUCACAUCGCAAAAUGCCCAUCGCCAAGCUACAAGGUCUGAUCGAGGAUCUCUUUGAAGCCGACGACUCUUUACCGGAUCGUGAUGUUCUACAAGACAUGCUUCCAGGUCAGAGCCUCUCUGCCGCCGCCGACCCCUUCUUCGAGGUCAUCGAGUCGCCUUCCUCCACUGGCGGCGAGUCUCGCUCCAUCUUAGUGUUGCGAACAGCUGCUCUCCAGAAACUUCUCAAACUGAUCGUCAAGUGUUCACGUCCACAAACCGAGAUCGCAGCCUUGACGGCCAGGACCGAGUCAGCGACCGAGUCAGGACUCAGCACGAUCCCGAAUGCCGACAUCACUCGCCUUCUUGCAAUUCUCGAACGCACUGCACGAAUUGCAGAGGAUCUCGACCCUUUCCCGUCUCAAGUCAACCGAGGAGCUGCAUCUGAGCCGGCCUCCCCAACAAAGCCAAAGAAGGCUCGCAAACUCGACCGACAAGGCAAGUCGCCUUCAAAGAUACCCGAGCCGGUACAGACACCUGACCGCAAUGGUGGCGAUCUAGAUGCGGCACAUGGAGCGACGCCAGUCGGCGACAGAGACAUCGGCUCUGCUGAUCAAGAGCUCGACAAGGUCAACGCCACCUUCUCAGUCGUCGACCAUGCUAUCUUGGCUGCAGAAUGCAGCCUUGGCUUCUUGACCGGCGAUGUGCUUCCCAAGCAGAUCCUGUCCGAAGACCACAUCCGCGUUUGCUUUGGGGCUGUCAAAACCUGUCUCGAAAAGGUCAUCCUGCCGUUCAUCGAAGCAUGUUCGGGAAGCUCUGCUACUGCCCCGCAUCCUGUUCUUGUCGCUCUCAUCGAUGUUCUGGCACCACAAAAAGCACGCAAGAAGAAAGCAACUGCUGCCAAUGCAGAGGAGCCGACUUCUAGCACCGCCAUCAUAUGCCGCAACACUCUUUCCGAUCUCUUUGCCCAUCUCUGUUCGGCCCUCUUCUUCGUCCAGCGCAUGGUCCGCAUGCCAUCCAUCGCGCUCUCUGACUCGAUCGUCAUCAGUGCUGUCUACCUUGCUCUCGGUCCCUUCUUUGUGCUCGAGCCAGAGGCAGCCAGCGGAGGCGCUAGCAGCGAGACUGCCAAAGCUGCAGCUCGUGGUCGUUAUGCACUUGCAUCUCUCGGAGGCGCCAACUCUAUGAAGACCUUGCGACUGCCAGCGCUCAAUCUUUUGCGCAGUAUCUUUGCCAAGGCGCCUGAUCAGCGACAGUGGAUGAUCGAAGAGAUUCUUACUUCUUUGACCAAGCUGACCGACAUGAAGAAGAAUCGUCGCCAGUACAGUCUGCGCAACGGCAAAGGCAUCCACUCGAUCAAUGCGCUUCUGCUGCAGCUCAUUCAAGCCGCCUCGCAUGGCGUUGCAAGCUAUGCCAAGUCGACAGCGGACCGCCUCUCCAAGGGCAAAGAUGCAAAUGGAGAGGAAGAGAACAACGGAAUCGAAAUGCAGGAGGCGGAAGCUGAUUCGAACCGAAUGCAGGCGUUGGAGGUCGUCAUUGAGGCCUUUAACGCUACAUCCGGCUCCGACGCGAACGACGCUAGGGAGGCCGAGAUCGCCAUCUGGAGACGAGGACUUGAGGGUGCCAAUCAGUCUGCUCGAUCUAUCGCAGGUUAUCUCAUGCAACGCAUUGGCCAGACCAAGGUAGCCAAGUCGUCGCAAGAGAUGAGCUAUGCCUACGUUGUCGAGUCGCUUAUCCAGGAUCUCCUCAGUGCACUCUUCCUGCCGGAAUGGCCUGCUGCAGCAUUGAUGCUGAGCUCCUUCUGUCGUGUCUUUGGCACUUAUCUGGAAGACCCAAAAAGCCAUCCUGAUGCCAAGGGUGUCGCGCUCGAGCAACUCAGUCUCGUCGCUGCUAGGCUACGCCAGAGUCAGCUCCAGCUGCAACCCGCUCCAAUCAAAGCCCUUCGCAGUCCGAACGACGAAAAGAGCCCGCAGCUCGGGGACAGCGAUCCGGACAACUCUGCACUCCAGAGAGCAGGACCGCAGAGCCCGAGAAAGCGACCCAAGUGGACAAUGUGGGACUACCUUUCGAUGUUGAGAGCGUUGCGCGAAGGAGAUCGAUAUGCUAUUCAGGAGUUUGUGAAAGCGUACAAGUUUAUCUCGCGCUUCCUUGUCAAAGCUGGCAGCGAGGACAUGUCAAUGGAAGGCGCUCUCGAGUUCCUGCUAGUGCAAGCCGAAGGCGACCUCGCCACUGCAUGGGCCAAGGCUGAGGAAGACAAGCAGGCGCUCAGCAACUCCAUGGACGACACCGCAGUGCAGAUCGCCAAGCUCCAGCACUUCCGUGAAGAGCUUGACGCAGCAAUGUUGACCCUCUCAGAGCUUGAUCCGACCCUUGGCGACACGUCGCUCGCUGAUUUCAACUCGGACGAGAAGAUGCUCGAGAAGGCAACGGACCUCUCUGAACGUGUACUAGUCGCCAGCAGCUCCAUGAUCUCGUACAAUGUACUGAAGGACCUGCUCGUUGAAGGCCUCAACAAUCCCAUCAUUGCGAACCGCAGCAAGGCCUUGCGUGGCAUUGACCGCAUCGCACAAGUCGACCCCGACCUGCUCGACGAGGAUGCCAUGCGCAGCGCGAUAGAGGUCCGUCUGCGCGACUCCAGCAACACAGUCAGAGAAAGCGCGGUGGCUCUGUUCGGCAGCUACGUUCUCAGAAAGCCGCAGUACAUUCCCAAGUACUACAAGCAACUGGCUCUGCGAAUCCUCGACACAGGUCUGUCGGUACGAAAGCGCAUGGUGCGCCUUCUCAAGAGUUUGCACGAAGCAACUGACGACCAGCACAUUCGCAUUGAUGCGUGUGCUCGUAUUGUUCGCUGCAUCAACGACGAAGAUACGGUUGUCCAGGACAUGGCCAUCCUCACGAUUGGCGAGAUGUGGCUUGACCUGGACGUCGACGCUCGUCGUUUGUACACCCGACGAAGAGGCACUCCCGUCCAAUCGACGCCGACUCCAGCUUCAGCAGCAGAUGCUACUGAAGCGAAGGAUGGCGACAGAGAAGAGCCUUCAAAGCCAGCAGACGAGACGAAUGGACGGGCUGACGGUCCACGGCCCACGGAAGAUGAGCCGACUGAAGAGACAGAAGCGGACAAGAAGGUCACGGAUACGAUUGAGAUCAUUAUGGCCGUCGCAGAUGUCAUCAAGGAGCGCCCUUCACCGCUGGAAGAGGUGUUCCGACGUCUCUUCAAGGACAAGAGUGAAGCCGAGGCCGCUGAACUUCACGCCAAGCUGCAGAAGCUCGGCGACUCGAUGAUUGACAGCCUGGUCGAAUCAAGCGGAGCAUCGGAUGUCGACACAGUCAAGCGCAUCCGCAUCGUCCAGCUGCUCGUCUCCACUAACCCUGCCAUCCUGACCAUCUCGAAGGCGAAAUUGCUACUGCCAUAUCUCAAGGCAGCGCAAACGAGCGAGGAGGUGCAAAUCAUGGACUUGCUACUUAGGAUCUUCCGCUCAUGUCUACCGCACAUGCCAAAGACCGCACUCGCCUUCGCCGAGUCCCUUGAGAAAAGCUUGCGACCUCUCGUCAACCGUCCGCCACCCAAGGCAGGUCUCCAUCUGCUGCAAGAGCUCAUCGCAUGCUACUGUGCCGUCAUCACGACUCAUACUCACAACUUCAAGCUGCUGAUUCAGACACUCAAGGCGUGCUUCGUACGUGUUCAGGCUAUGCGGCAGAUGGCGCUCAAAGGUCAGAAGGUCGAAGACAACAAGGCAUGGAGCACGCUCAUGUCGCUCACUGCUUCCUUGUGCGAGCAUGCCAACUUUGACGACAUUCGCAAGAAGCAUCCCGAGACAGCGUCCGACAUUGCUGCGCUUAGCAAAGGUCCGCUCAUCGAUGCGGUGUCGAAAGCUCUGCUUGACAUCCACAAGACCGGUAGCGAGGCAGUGCGCUCCGUGUCGCUGCAGAACUUGGGCUUCAUUUUCCGAGCCUAUCCGACUCUGAUGACUCAGCAAUCCAUGACAGCGAUGAUGGAUGACAUCUUUGCUUCGGGCUUGUUGCAGGACCGUGCAACGUUGCUCAAAAUCAUCUUGGACUUCCUCAGCGCUGACUCUUCGCGCCGCAAUCCGGACAAUGCUGUGGUCAACGUGGGCACAGGGCGCAGAAAGCCAGAGAAGCCUGAUGCAGGCAGCGUCGACAUGACGAUCCUGGUUGGCAAUACCGAGACUUUCGCAGACACGGGUGUCGGCUCGGCGAUGAUGCAGCGAUACUCGGAAGAUGUGCUCAAAGCGACGCUCGAGAUAUCGAAUCCUUCGCUCCAGCGCACUGCGAUCGAUAUCUUACGCUUCACAGUGCUGCAGGGUCUGUCGCACCCCAUUCAAUGUGUACCCUACCUCGUGUCGCUCGAGAUGCUCGAAGAUCGCAAGAUCCGCAGUCGAGCCAUGGAGUUGCACAGCCACUUGGCAUCCAAGCAUGCCUCGCUUGUUCAUGCGCGAUUCUUGGACACUGCACGUUCCGCUUUCCGCUUCCAGCUGCAGCAGACUUCAGCGCAAACAUUGCGUGGCUUCCGCGUCGACUCGAUGCCGACCGCGGUGCUCGGUGCUUGGUACAGUCUCUUGCGAGACCGACGUGCAACACGACUCGACUUCCUCAAACAGAUUGUCAAGGCGCUCGAUGUCAACACUGCAGCUUCAGAGUGCGACAUGCAAGAAGUGCUCUUCACUCGAUUCAUGGCAGACAACCUUGCGACGCUGGACUACAAGACGAUGGAAGAGCUGUUCAUUGUAAUUGGCGAGUUGCGCUCCAUCUUGGCAGUAUCGGGUAUGCAAGUGCUGUACAUGAUCCAGCCUCAUUUGCCGAAGCAGGAAGCGCCGGUUGGCGCCCCUGUCAGCACGCCGCUGCCGCCUAUGGAUGGUACCCAGACGCCACCUCCUCCUCCCGGUGUAGGUGCUGUGCCUGGUAACGACCUGACCAGCCCCUUUGGCAUGUCUCGCAACCCUUGGCUUUCCGGCGAAUGGCAGCUGCAGCUGGCAAGCGAUGGACCACAGUCCUUCUCUGGUACGGUAGACCCGACGCAGAUCUUCGGCCAGCCGCCACCCUUCGCAGCGAUGGACGGAGAUGCAGCGAUGGACGGAGAUGCAGCGCCGAGCAGUACCAGUCAACCCGCCAACCCUUCAAGCGGAACGAAGGACGACGAAGCAGCAGCAGCAGGCUCCAAAACCCAAGUCGACCCUGUUACCAUGGCCCACAUGUCCAUCAUCUCUGGUACCGCUUUGUUGCUGCGGAACCACCUCAAGCAGCUCUACGGUCUCAGCGAGGCUCGAUGUGCCAAAUUCAAUCCGAGCAAGAAGCAGAGUGCAGGUGCGGAUAAGCCCGCCACAAUGCGGGCGCUAUCGGAUCCCAUGCAGGCUGCACUGGAUCUCGGCGCAAUGCCCUUCGGGUUAGAGGAGGUAAAAAAUGAUGAGGAUGCUCAGAAGCAGAUGUUGGCGUAUGCAGCGAUGGUGGAGAAUGAGGGCACAAUGAUGGAACCUGAAGAUCCGGAUGCUUUGGAUGAUCUUGCGCUCUAA
Messenger RNA from Ustilago hordei, 6831 nucleotides. RefSeq lists its product as uncharacterized. Gene Ontology annotation, biological process: establishment of mitotic sister chromatid cohesion; regulation of gene expression; replication-born double-strand break repair via sister chromatid exchange. The transcript has a single exon. NCBI's taxonomy places the organism in Eukaryota, Fungi, Basidiomycota, Ustilaginomycetes, Ustilaginales, Ustilaginaceae. The record is from RefSeq and is a predicted model, not a curated record. Gene Ontology annotation, cellular component: Scc2-Scc4 cohesin loading complex. The coding region runs from base 1 to 6831 and encodes 2276 amino acids. Gene Ontology annotation, molecular function: chromatin binding.